AUGCCUCUGGCUGUGUACUCGUGCGGAGCGGAGCAUGCAGCCCUCAAGCGCAGCAUUAGGAGCCUGGAGAACAAACUCUUGAUUGGGGCUUGGCAGAUUGAUUACUUGCAAAGGCAUAAAUACUUCCGUCCUUUGCAAUCCACUGUGUCUGACCCGGACACGGACCCUGACAUAACCCCAAACAGCAAUAUAACUGACAGCUCUAAUACGGCAUUGGUGAAUCCUCUUCCACCGGCAGGCAACGUCAUUGUACAUGACAAAGAUUGCUCUGAGCUGUAUGACAGACUGAGACCACCCAGUGGUUUCUACCGGAUCAAACCCAGACCAGACCAGGAGCCAUUUUUGGUCUACUGUGAUAUGGAGGACGGGGGAGGCUGGACGGUGUUUCAGAGACGACGACAUGGAAGGGUGGACUUUUACAGGGACUGGGUGGACUACAGAGACGGCUUCGGUGACUUUAAAAUGUGGAAUGAUGAGUUUUGGUUGGGGAAUGAGCACAUUCAUUCUCUACUCUUAGAAGGUAAGAAUUUGGUGAAGAUAGAUCUAAUGGACUGGAAUGGCCAGAGAACUCAUGCAUUUUAUGAGAACUUCAGAAUCACUGAUGAGCAGGAUAAGUAUCGUCUCCAAUAUGGACAGUACAGUGGGCAAGCCGGUGACGCUCUGACUGGAGGCGGGGGCAUGGUGGAGCAGUGGUCUACCUGCCUCAGUGGCAUGCAGUUCAGCACCAGGGAUCAGGACAAUGACCGCUACCUUCAGGGCAACUGUGCUCAGGAGAAUAAAGCAGGCUGGUGGUUCAACAGAUGUCAUGCAGCCAACCUGAAUGGAAAGUUCUACCGUCGAGGGAAGUACACGGCCCAGAAUGACAACGGUGUGGUAUGGGGGACCUGGAAAGGCCUUUGGUAUUCCCUUAGACACACAACCAUGAAGGUUCGGCCCCUGCUUUUCUUGGACAGCAUGGGCAGUGGAGCAGGGGUAAAUUGAUAACACAAGGGUCCAGAUUCCUUAAUGUAAUAUGAACAAAAAGAGCAAUGAGUGAGCAAAAGAAAUAAUAGCCAACAAAGGAGGAAAUCAUACUUUUGUGCCAUGUUUUAAGUCUUUUUGUUAUCCUUGCCCUGCUUGCUUCGUUAUUUUAAGAUGAUAUUAAAAGUAGAUGGCUUGUAAUCUUGUAUUUCAUUGUAAGCAUGUGCUAUCCA
Myripristis murdjan (pinecone soldierfish) is the source of this 1193-nucleotide messenger RNA. It is a transcript of the gene fgl1b, whose product is annotated as fibrinogen like 1B. Gene Ontology annotation, biological process: platelet aggregation; blood coagulation, common pathway; blood coagulation. The transcript has 8 exons. NCBI's taxonomy places the organism in Eukaryota, Metazoa, Chordata, Actinopteri, Holocentriformes, Holocentridae. The coding region runs from base 1 to 981 and encodes 326 amino acids. The record is from RefSeq and is a predicted model, not a curated record. Gene Ontology annotation, cellular component: fibrinogen complex. Gene Ontology annotation, molecular function: protein-macromolecule adaptor activity; extracellular matrix structural constituent.